Molecule: messenger RNA, 2438 nt
Organism: Bactrocera latifrons
Lineage: Eukaryota; Metazoa; Arthropoda; Insecta; Diptera; Tephritidae
Gene: Alh
Product: protein AF-10
Biological process (GO): regulation of transcription by RNA polymerase II
Cellular component (GO): nucleus
Molecular function (GO): histone binding; nucleosome binding
Source: RefSeq, a predicted model, not a curated record
UUUUGCUGAAUAGUUCAUUGAAAAAUUUAGUUCAAAGACAAAAUAAAAAGAAUUAUAAGAAGCUUUUGUCAAUAAUUAACGCAAAAUUAUAUAUUAUACAAUGUCUGUGGUUCAGAAAAUGCGUUUAUAUCUGAUGUGUACAAGUGGAGAAAAACAUAAAUUGAAUUGUAACAAAACGCACUGAGGAGCAGAAAAUCAAUAUUAUCCCUCAAAUAGAAUAGAAAAAUUUGCUGCAUAAUUUCUGUUACCCAAAGGGCGCAGCACGAUUGUCAAAAAUACUUUCGGUUGUGAUAAUGAAAAUAUAAAUUAAGAAAAAAUGUGGUGCAAUAUUUAGAAAAUGUUUGUGUUCAACAAUAAUAAUAGCAAAUUUAUAAGGACUAUUGAAAAUAACAUUGCGCCAAUGUUAUUUCAGUGCUCUGUUGGAUUUUAAUGGYUUUUGAUACAUCGAAUUCGGUUACUGUUGCAUUAUCUCUUAAAUGCAUCGCUAAAGCGUUAUAGUGGAAGAGGCAAUUCUUCGGAGAAGUGUCAAAACUGCACACCAAACGACUUAUUUAUUUUGUAAAUUUCUAUACGAGUUUUAACUGUUAUGAGGUACACAGGCUAACCUACAAUAAUUGAUUUGUCAUCAUUGUUGGUUGCGGUGAAGUACGGGUGAGCGCUUGCAUAAAUCGUAACUAACCAGUAUGAAGGAGAUGGUCGGCGGAUGUUGUGUUUGUUCGGAUGAGCGUGGAUGGCCCGAAAAUCCGCUCGUCUAUUGUGAUGGUCAGAAUUGUACUGUUGCCGUGCAUCAAGCUUGUUAUGGAAUUGUAACUGUCCCAACGGGACCAUGGUAUUGUCGAAAAUGCGAAUCUCAAGAACGUUCAGCUCGUGUGCGUUGUGAAUUAUGUCCAUCACGUGAUGGAGCACUUAAGAAAACCGAUAAUCAAGGAUGGGCCCAUGUGGUAUGCGCCCUAUAUAUACCGGAGGUACGUUUCGGAAAUGUCACCACAAUGGAACCAAUUAUUUUGCAGUUGAUUCCACAGGAGCGUUAUGCAAAAACUUGUUAUAUUUGCCAGGAGUCAGGCAAACCCAAUCGCGCCACCGUCGGUGCCUGCAUGCAGUGCAAUAAAUCGAAUUGUAAACAGCAAUUUCAUGUGACAUGCGCACAAAGCUUAGGCUUAUUGUGCGAGGAGGCUGGCAACUACUUGGACAAUGUCAAAUAUUGUGGCUAUUGCCAACACCAUUACGGAAAAUUGAAGAAGGGUGGCAAUGUGAAGACCAUACCGCCCUAUAAACCCAUUACACACGAUACGUCGUCUGACUCGAGUUUGUCACCCGAAAARGAGCUCGAUUCCGGUAUGAAUGCGACUGCCUCAUCAACUUCGGCGACAAGCAUCAAAAUUACUACUAAUAUAAAUGCUGCGUCAACYACGAAACAACGUAAAUCAUCCACCGCCUCCAAACAAUCAAACUCAUCAUCCUCGUCAUCUAAUGCUGCCGCAGCUACUGUCUCUUCCAGCGGAUUUGCUAGCAGCUUACAUGGAAGCAAUUUCUCUAAUUCCAACACUGGGUCUGGUAAUAUUAAUCUAGGGAGCGUAGGUGUUGGUUCAAGUGGUUCUAAUAACAGUGGCAACUUAUCAGCCAAUAACUCGUCCAUUGGUAGUGGUAAUUCGAUGAGUGGAGGAGCGAGCGCAAGUUCCACAACAAAUCUGAAAAAUUCUUCGAACAGUUCGAGCAGCUAUAAAGAAAAGGAUAAACAUAGUAAAAAUGUCAAUAAAACAUCAAGUUCAAGCAAAGAGAAAGACGGCUCAUCAUCGUCGUCUUCAUCGCGCGAUUCCCGUGAGAAAUCAUCCAAAUCGUCGAAAAACAAAGAAUUCUCCAAUAAUAAUCCAAUGAGUGGUGCAUCCAUGAACAAUUCAAGUACCACAUCAACUAGUACAGCGCUUAAUAUGAGUAGUUCCAUGCAUGAAAGCCACAGUCAUGGUGGCAACCUGUCCACUCAAAGUGCAGCACAAAAUCUUACAACUACAUCGGCAGCCGUGAGCAUGAGCGCUAGUGGCAAUUCAAAUAGUAGCAACAGUGGCAGCAAAGAGGCAGCCAAGUCGUCUAGUACUUCGAACACAGUUGGAAACAGUGGUUUUGGGGGCAAUAACAACGCGACGGACCUGCAUACCAGCAGCACUGAUAACAAUAACUUUGGCGGCGGCACGCAUAUGGACACUGCCACAAGUGUGGGUAGUAUAAACGUGAACUCUGCAAAUGGUGGUGGCGGUAUGACAGGUGCUGGUAGUAAAAGCUCAGGUAGUUCAGUAGCGAAGAAGCGAAAAGCCGAUUCAAAAUCAAAUAAUARCCUUGGAGACGACAUAAAUAGCCCAUUUAGAGAUAUGAUUAAAGACGUCAGUGUUACGUUAACGCCAUUAACGGAUUUUGAAAAGGAAAUCGAAAAGAGUGCGAAAAAG